Xyrauchen texanus (razorback sucker) is the source of this 3002-nucleotide messenger RNA. It is a transcript of the gene znf395a, whose product is annotated as zinc finger protein 395a. The coding region runs from base 399 to 1685 and encodes 428 amino acids. The record is from RefSeq and is a predicted model, not a curated record. NCBI's taxonomy places the organism in Eukaryota, Metazoa, Chordata, Actinopteri, Cypriniformes, Catostomidae. The transcript is spliced from 10 exons. Gene Ontology annotation, biological process: regulation of transcription by RNA polymerase II. Gene Ontology annotation, cellular component: nucleus. Gene Ontology annotation, molecular function: DNA-binding transcription factor activity; RNA polymerase II cis-regulatory region sequence-specific DNA binding.
CGAAACACCCGGCACUGGAUCUCGAUAACAUAAGCACAAAGCGGCUUAACACGAAACUGAACAGGGACUCGACACACUUGUUGCGUGUGCAAAUAACACUUUAGAUUAGGAUAGGUUAGACUGUUUUUAUUGUUUUAACAGUGUUGGUGCUUUGUCAAACAAGCACUGGUCUGUCGUACAGGAAAAUCCAGGCCGGGAUUUUGAAUACCUGAACACAAGCCAUUCUGGGCUCUGAAAAGGGACAUUUUCAAGUUACAGCCGGUCAGAGCAAGCCUUGUGGAAAGGGGGUGUGUUGAAAUUUGGCAAAGCUUCCUGUUCAUCCUUUGAAUAGUGCUGCUGAAUCUCCAUCAGAAGUUCUUCAAAGCAGUAGAGAACAUACAAGGUGCUAGUAACAGAAAAUGGUAUCAAAGACCAGACUUGGGAAGCGGUCCCCAUUGGGCACCCUAGUGUGUGGUUCCUCAGUGGAGGGCCUGACAGAAAUGGGAUCCCAUGGAUCCCAGGACUGUGGGCUUCACAGAACCAAGCUUUACCCAGGACAGAAGGUGUAUGUGCACUGUGGAGGCCAGGAAUGCAGAGGUGUGGUGGAACAACAUAACCACGUGGACAAUGAGGUGUCCAUCUUUCUGCCCCAACUCAACCAACAUGUUCACCGCAAGCUGGAAGACGUAUGGACAAGCCCCACCUCCAGUUCUACCUCUUCAGUCUCCUUAUCCAUUGAUGUGCCAAAAAGGAGUCCAGAGUCAGUGGACAUGGAUGAGAUGAUGGCUGCAAUGGUGCUUACCAGUUUGUCCUGCAGUCCAGUGAUCCAAAACUCUGCUCAGUGGAGUGUGGCAACAGCUUUGUGUGGAAUGGAGAAUGGUGGUGGUGAACAGUCCGAUGCAGGAUACUGGAGUUGUGACCAUGGAAACGGAAGUCCUGCCCCAUCCCCACCCAUCGCAGAGGUGGACAAGAGCGCCCCUCUCGCUGACGAAGGCCUGGACAUGGAGCUGGACCAAAUGUUGUUUAAUGAGCCAAUGCCAAGUAAACGCAAGAACUCCUUAAAAGUAGCAUAUCGGUGCUUGUGGCCAAACUGUGGGAAAAUACUGACAACAAUAGUGGGCAUCAAACGUCACAUCCGAAAUUCUCACCUUGGACAAAGUGAUGAGCAUUCCCAAAGGGAAGAAGACUUUUAUUACACAGAAGUCUAUCAGGACAUGGAGCAGACAGCUCCCUCUGGUGGCCACCGGCCCUCCUGUGCCUCUCCAUCCAGUCCCAGCCGGCACAUGCCCCCUUCUCCCUCCACCCUGGAGAUGCUCCAGCUCAGCCAGUCUGCCCCAAGUAUUUUUUGGCAGGUCCACUCCGAGCACUCUUACCAGGCCACUCCACCAGUUCAGGUGGUGACUCAGUGUAAACCAGUGACCGUUCCUGUCUCCUGUCAUUGGACUCCAUCUCUCACGGUUCACCAAAACAAACAAGGCUCACCAUUCCGCCGUCGUUCGGUUAGUGUAGGAGAACAAUGGCUCCAGAAUAACAGCACCACCUUCAGGCCACAUCCUGCCAGUGUUUCGCCUCCAAGAAACCACUGCACUUCCAGGAGGAUUCGUGGCGAGGCCAAAAAAUGCAGGAAGGUGUACGGCAUUGAACACAGAGACCAGUGGUGCACUGCCUGCCGCUGGAAAAAGGCCUGCCAGAGAUUCCUUGACUGAAUCCUUCUUGAGAAAAUAACAAACAGAACACUAAACUUACAACGACCUUCAAGAGGGGAUUUUACCUGGAACUAUGGUUGAAAGAAAACAAAAGAGCGCCUUUGUGACUUAAAUACAAAUGUUUUUCUACCUUUAUAUAGCGAUACAUGUUUUGUGUUUUACAAAAUGUGCUAAGGAACCUUGUUGGUGCUGGAAGAAUAAUAAAGCAAAAAGGACCGCCUCUGCCACACAACUCUGCAGUCUUUCGGUUUCUUACACCAUACCGUGAACUAAUGAAGUGUGACCUUCCUUUUACAAGCAUUGAGCAGCCGUAUACAGCAGCAGCCAUAUAUUUCUUGUUUAAUCUAUUAUAAACCACCAUCCCCAAAAGACUGGACUACAACCUCCUCAUGCUGGUCAUCAGACAUGGAUGGAUAGUUUGCUUAUCAUUCCAUUAAACCUACAAUUGCUGAGAUGAGUCUGAAGGGAGGUGUUUUUUUUACUGCAGUCCAAUGAGUUCAGGAGCAAAAAUGGCAGCAAAAUAAAUCGUUCAAUAGCUUAUAACUUUUUAUGUUUGUUUAUGCCAUGCUUACCUGCUGUUAAGCAUUUUUGUCCUUCUAUUUCCAUAGCAAAGUUUUGUCAAAUAAACUUUUGGAAAAGGAAGAAAAAGGAUGUAUUUCGUAUGUCACAGGUUAUACUUCUGUGGAAUAAGAUGAUUAGCUAUUUUCUGUUAUGUCAAUAUUAUCAUGGAAGUACCUGUAUUUAAAUGCAUGAUCUGAUACAAUUUAUCUGUUUCUUUUGUGCUUCUCACCCCAUUCAGCCCACUUGCUGUUCGUCUAUUUGGUUUGUAUUAUUGCCAAAGAAAAUCUCAGCAAGAUGAAGUCAUAAUUCUCUGCAAAAUAAUGUGAAAGCAUACAUAAAACUAUUGACCAUUGAUAAGAAAAUUGUAAUCAACUAUUGGUUUGUACUCUUAAUUCUGGGUCCAAAUAUGUUGUUUUCUUAUUUUGUAUAAAACUUCUAUUGUGCCAGCUUUUUGUUAUGUGUAGCUCACCAGCUCUAUAAUCUUAUACAAAGCUUUUUGCUUUGACAUCAUUAAACAGAAUGUACCUUUUUUCAUUUCUGACAGUCAGUAUAAUAGCUCGACAUAAUACAAAUGAAAGGACUUUCUAAUUAGUCUGUAAAGACUGCAAGACAUUCAGUGUAGCUCAACGAGAUGUACUUUUUUGUAAAUUUUUGUAAAGUAUUUCCUUUUUUGAAAAGUCCUGUUCAAGAUUGAGAAAAAUAAAAAUUUUGUGUAACUUAACUUGUCAUAUGCCUUUUUUAAAUAAACGUUUUGUC